This is a messenger RNA of Peromyscus eremicus (cactus mouse), 2874 nucleotides long. It is a transcript of the gene Ccnt1, whose product is annotated as cyclin T1. Gene Ontology annotation, cellular component: cyclin/CDK positive transcription elongation factor complex; nucleus. Gene Ontology annotation, molecular function: cyclin-dependent protein serine/threonine kinase activator activity. The coding region runs from base 167 to 2350 and encodes 727 amino acids. Gene Ontology annotation, biological process: positive regulation of DNA-templated transcription, elongation; regulation of transcription by RNA polymerase II. NCBI's taxonomy places the organism in Eukaryota, Metazoa, Chordata, Mammalia, Rodentia, Cricetidae. The transcript has 9 exons. The record is from RefSeq and is a predicted model, not a curated record.
ACGCUCCUGCUUCCUGGGGCGGAAGUGUGUCACAAGCUGGUGGUCCGCGGCUCCGGGAGGAAGUUCGUCACGUCGCAGUUGUCUCGGCACAGCGGAUGUGUGUCGCCGCUUAGGUGACGCUGGGAAGUGCUUGCAGCCCCCGCCGCUGCCUCUUGGUUGGAGCACUAUGGAGGGAGAGAGGAAGAACAACAACAAACGGUGGUAUUUCACUCGGGAGCAGCUGGAAAACAGCCCCUCGCGCCGUUUCGGCGUGGACUCCGAUAAAGAACUCUCUUACCGCCAGCAGGCGGCCAACCUACUCCAGGACAUGGGACAACGUCUUAACGUCUCACAACUGACGAUCAACACUGCUAUAGUGUACAUGCACCGCUUCUACAUGAUUCAGUCUUUUACACAGUUCCAUCGAUAUUCCAUGGCUCCAGCAGCCUUGUUUCUAGCAGCGAAGGUGGAAGAACAGCCAAAAAAACUGGAACAUGUCAUCAAGGUAGCGCAUACUUGCCUCCAUCCCCAGGAGUCACUUCCUGACACAAGGAGUGAGGCCUACCUACAACAAGUUCAAGACCUGGUGAUUUUAGAGAGCAUCAUUUUGCAAACCCUAGGGUUUGAAUUAACAAUUGAUCACCCACAUACACAUGUGGUAAAGUGCACCCAGCUUGUUCGGGCAAGCAAGGACUUAGCACAGACAUCUUACUUCAUGGCCACCAACAGCCUGCAUUUGACCACAUUUAGCCUGCAGUACACACCUCCUGUGGUGGCCUGUGUCUGCAUCCAUCUGGCUUGCAAGUGGUCCAACUGGGAGAUCCCAGUCUCAACUGACGGGAAGCACUGGUGGGAGUAUGUUGACGCCACUGUGACCUUGGAACUUUUAGAUGAAUUGACACAUGAAUUUCUGCAGAUUCUGGAGAAAACUCCAAGCAGGCUGAAACGCAUUAGAAACUGGAGGGCAUACCAGGCUGCCAUGAAAACUAAACCAGAUGACCGAGGAGCAGAUGAAAACACAUCGGAACAGACAAUCCUCAAUAUGAUUUCCCAGACCUCCUCAGAUACAACUAUCGCGGGCUUAAUGAGCAUGUCGACUACUUCUACUACAAGUGCAGUGCCUUCCCUUCCUGUCUCUGAAGAGUCAUCGUCAGGCAGUCUGUCUAACGUGGAUAUGCUGCCGGGCGAGCGGUGGCUGUCUGCCCAACCUCCUUUUAAACUCGAGUCUUCUCAGGGUCAUCGGACUAGUGAGAACUUAGCACUUAUUGGAGUUGAUCAUUCCUUGCAGCAUGAUGGCUCGAAUGCAUUUGUUUCCCAGAAGCAGACUAGUAAGAGCGUGCCAUCAGCUAAAGUUUCACUUAAAGAAUACCGUGCAAAGCACGCUGAGGAGUUGGCUGCUCAGAAGAGGCAGCUGGAGAAUAUGGAGGCCAACGUGAAGUCACAGUAUGCAUAUGCUGCCCAGAAUCUCCUCUCACACCAUGACAGCCAUUCUUCGGUCAUCCUGAAGAUGCCCAUUGAGGGCUCGGAAAACCCUGAACGAUCUUUUCUGGAAAAGGCUGACAAAUCAGCUCUGAAAAUGAGACUCCCGGUGGCUAGUGGAGACAAAGCAGCCUCCUCCAAACCAGAGGAGGUAAAGAUGCGCAUUAAAGUCCACUCGGCAGCUGAUAAGCACAAUUCCGCAGAAGACAGUAUCACCAAGAGCCGGGAACACAAAGAAAAGCACAAGGCUCACCCGUCCAAUCACCACCACCAUCACAAUCACCAUUCACACAAGCACGCUCACUUACAGCUGCCUGUUGGUACUGUGAGCAAACGUCCAGGUGAUCCAAAACACAGCAGCCAGACCAGCACCUCAGUACACAAAACCUAUAGCGUGUCUAGUACUUUGUCGUCUUCGAGCUCUGCUCGUAAAAGGGGUCCCCCGGAAGAGACGGGGGCAGCAGUGUUUGAUCAUCCAGCCAAGAUUGCCAAGAGUACUAAAUCCUCUUCCUUGAAUUUCCCCUUCCCUCCUCUUCCUCCAAUGACCCAGUUGCCUGGGCAUAGCUCAGACACAAGUGGCCUGCCCUUCUCACAGCCUAGCUGUAAAACUCGAGUUCCUCAUAUGAAACUGGACAAAGGCCCUCCUGGGGCUAACGGUCACAACACAGCUCAGUCAAUAGACUAUCAAGACACUGUGAAUAUGCUCCACUCCCUGCUCAGUGCCCAAGGUGUUCAGCCCACUCAGCCCCCUGCAUUUGAGUUUGUUCAUUCUUACGGUGAAUAUAUGAAUCCACGAGCUGGUGGGAUCUCCAGAUCUGGCAAUACAGACAAACCUCGACCACCACCCCUACCAUCAGAACCGCCUCCACCACUUCCCCCUCUUCCUAAGUGAGAACAACAUGAGGCGAAAACUUAAAAAACAAACACCUUUUGUUUUGGGGUUUUGUUUGUUUUUGUUUUGACUACUGAUACUGGACUACGAAAAUUACAUCCCUUAUGAAAUAUGUCACCCUUGGACUAAGGAAUAAAUUGAUAUUGAGACAGGUGGGAGGGUGGUGGAGGACCUCAGUUAUUAUAUCUGCUGCCUCAUACAUCUAUUUUCUUAUAGUUUGUACUGGUAUCAGAGAGGUAGGAUUAUGUUGAAGCUGUGAAGGAUUAAGAACACUCUGUUCUUGGCCUCUCCUCAUCCUGAUGGGGUCGAUUGGAGUAGUUAUCUUCCCUCUUCUUGCCGGAACUGAAACAUGGGGGGUAAUCAAGCAAUUGUGUUUAACGUAUCAGAAGAGAGGAAGUAUUUAAACGUCAGAUCUUUAAGAGACUUUUAAAAAGUAAUUUAAAGAAAGUAAGUUAUCUGUUUAGUUUUUUUAUAUAAUCGGGAAGGGGAAGGGAUUUUGCUGUGUGUAUGAGGUACAUAGCAAU